Lichtheimia ornata is the source of this 1242-nucleotide messenger RNA. RefSeq lists its product as uncharacterized. Gene Ontology annotation, molecular function: aspartic-type endopeptidase activity. Bases 1 to 1242 code for a protein of 413 amino acids. The transcript is spliced from 4 exons. Lineage: Eukaryota; Fungi; Mucoromycota; Mucoromycetes; Mucorales; Lichtheimiaceae. The record is from RefSeq and is a predicted model, not a curated record. Gene Ontology annotation, biological process: proteolysis.
AUGCUUGUCAGCAUUGUAUUAGUAGCACUAUUGGGAAUCACCUCUUCCUCGCUGGCUGCCAAUGAUGGCACUCUCAACUUGAAAUUGUACAAGAAAACGAGGAAUUUAAGCACUCCCGAGCGACACUUUCGAGCCUUGUUCAAGUACAACUUGCAUGGCAAAGUGCCUCCCUUUAGAAUAAGUGAUGUCCGUCACGCUGUGGAGUUGGAUUCAGUCAACGUUGAUGUCGAGUAUGUGGGAGCUGUGGAAAUAGGCACACCACCCCAAACAUUUGAGAUGGAUUUCGAUACUGGGAGCUCUGAUAUUUGGGUUCCUUCAAGCAAUUGCAGCGUGUGCUCCAAGAAUGGGACGUUCUUAUCAUCCAAAUCCAAAACCUUUUUCCCUGAAGCUGCAACAACAAUGGACAACACAACCAUGAUCAGUGCCAAUGAUACAAACGAUGGCCACAAUUCCUCAUGGACGCUACAAUACGGUGAUGGAUCUACCGUAGAGGGUAAUAAGGGCUAUGACACAAUCACCGUUGGCAACGCCACAGCGAAACACCAGCUAUUUGGAUUGGCCAACAAAGUCUCUCAGCAAUUCAUAGAAGACGAAAGAUUGGAUGGUAUCUUUGGAUUAGGAUUUGCCGGCUUAUCAUUGAUGGGUGCCAAUCAAUCGUUUGUUGAGAAUCUCAAGACACAAGGCAUGAUUCGCGAUGCCGUAGCAUCCUUUUGGCUAAGCAAUUCUUCAAACGGCGGUGAAUUGCUACUCGGUGAUAUCGAUUCCAAGCGAUACGAAGGUGAUCUUACCUAUUUGGAUGUAAGCAAGCCGCCUCGUUAUUGGGAAGUACCCUUUACCGGUGUCAAGGUGGGCAACAGAAGCUAUAUUAGUGGCAUGGAUCCAGGCAACGGCACCGCUAUUGUGGAUACAGGCACCACAUUGAUUAUCUUGCCAUUGACAUUAUCCCAUGCUGUACAUGAACAAAUACCUGGUGCAGUCUACAACAGAACUUAUGGAUGGCAAAUGCCCUGCAAGCCCAACACGACCGAAUCAGUUGGCUUUACGCUAGGUGAUCAUGACUUUCCUAUUCCCCUUCAGAACCUUGUUCGAGAAAAGGUGAAUCCCGAUAAUAGCUCGUUGUGCUAUUCUGGCAUUGCUGAAGCACCUAUGCCAAUGGUCAUCCUUGGUGAUACAUUCAUGCGCACCUAUUAUACGGUGUUUGACUAUGACGCCAAACGCGUUGGAUUUGCAAAGGCCGUAUGA